AUGUCUGACGAGCAGAACUCUGGUGCCGCCUGGCCCGUCGCCGACACGGCCCUCACCCAAGAGAUCCUCGACAUCGUCCAGCAGGCCAGCCACCACCGCCAGCUGAAGAAGGGCGCCAACGAGUCGACCAAGACGCUCAACCGCGGAAUCUCCGAGAUCAUCAUCCUCGCCGCCGACACCGCCCCUCUGGCCAUCCUCCUCCACCUUCCCCUCCUCUGCGAGGACAAGAACGUGCCAUACGUCUACGUCCCCUCCAAGACCGCGCUCGGCCGCGCCUGCGGUGUGUCCCGCGCCGUCAUCGCGACCAGCAUCACCACCAACGAGGCGUCUGAUCUCAUGAACCAGAUCCGCGCUCUCAAGGACAAGGUCGAGAGAUUGAUGAUCUAG
Pseudogymnoascus destructans is the source of this 387-nucleotide messenger RNA. It is a transcript of the gene SNU13, whose product is annotated as RNA binding protein snu13. The transcript has 2 exons. Gene Ontology annotation, molecular function: RNA binding. The record is from RefSeq and is a predicted model, not a curated record. Lineage: Eukaryota; Fungi; Ascomycota; Leotiomycetes; Thelebolales; Thelebolaceae. Gene Ontology annotation, biological process: maturation of SSU-rRNA; ribosome biogenesis; mRNA splicing, via spliceosome. The coding region runs from base 1 to 387 and encodes 128 amino acids. Gene Ontology annotation, cellular component: nucleolus; U4/U6 x U5 tri-snRNP complex; precatalytic spliceosome.